Messenger RNA from Eutrema salsugineum, 2622 nucleotides. RefSeq lists its product as uncharacterized. The transcript has 10 exons. The record is from RefSeq and is a predicted model, not a curated record. Gene Ontology annotation, molecular function: zinc ion binding. Lineage: Eukaryota; Viridiplantae; Streptophyta; Magnoliopsida; Brassicales; Brassicaceae. Bases 1 to 2622 code for a protein of 873 amino acids.
AUGGCAGGAAGGCAAAUGGUGUUGUUGGUGAAAGGGAAAUGGUUCGAACAGACCAACGGAGUGUGGACUUUCCUUACGGACCACAGAGGGAACACUAAAGCGGUUUUCCUAAGCUCGCGGAUGAGUUUUUGUGAAGUUGUGAAGCUCGUUAAGGAAAAACUGUGUAUCAAAGAAGAUGUGGGCGUAACACUUACUUUCCAGUGGCCGGCAUUCAUGCUGAUGGACGACGGCCACGACGCCCCACCUGUGCUGAUGUCGUCGGAUGAUGAAGUGUCGCUCUUUGUGGAAAUGAGAGCGGAAAUCGACCAGCUCAAUCUGUGCGUAACCACAGAUGAAAAUACGGACGAUGAUGUUGUGAGGGUUCCUGGGAAAAUGAAGAAGCUUUGGUUGUCUACUGCACGAUGGAGGAGGAUGGGGCGGCUGGUGACGUUUGUCUAUGAUGUCAGAGUAGUCAACUAUAAAACCGUUAAUAUCCUAAUACGAGAUAAAGCGUAUGAGGAAGAAAAUUCUGAGAGGCUGGACGAGUUAGCUGUAAUCAGUUUAGCUGGAGAGGAGCCGGACUUUGCGAAGGAUGAUGAUAUCCCCGGUGAGGGUAUCCAUGAAAAUGUGGAUGAUGCUGGUGAGAUACCCGACCAGGACAACAACGAUAAUGCGAGGGCUCGGGAUAAAGGGAAGGCUAAGGUGCCGGAUGGUGACUCUGGUUAUGUACCAGCCAGUCACGGAUUGGAAAAAGGAGAGUGUAGCCGCCCUUCAGGCAAGUACAGUUGCGCAGAUGAAACUAUUAAUGGUGUUUUCUCUGAGACGGAAGAGGUGCCAGCUAUGUUUGGAAGGGAUGCUCCGCCGGUAGUGGAUGAUGUUUCUGAUGAUGGGAUAGACAGUGCUUUGCGAGAUAUGCGAUACGAAGGCGAUGGAAUUUUUGUUGGGAGAAUUUUUCGAAACAAAGUUGAGUGUAAAAUUAAAUUGGCUAUUCACACCAUCAAUAGGAAAUUCCACUUCAGGACCCCGCGUUCAACACUAAACUACAUGGAGUUUCUUUGCAUCAAUUCGACAUGUCCUUGGCGGAUAUACGCUUCCCUCAUGGAUGCCACUGGGAACUUCCAAAUUAAGAAGGCGAAGUUGAAGCACACAUGCCCCAUUGAAGACCGUUGGAAAUAUCACAAACAGGCGACAACACAAGUGAUUGGUGAGCUGAUCCAAACACGAUUUGUCGCGGGGGAGAAAGGCCCCGGUCCAAUCGAAAUCCAGCGAAUCAUGCUUCAGGAGUUCCAGGUCAACAUUUCAUAUUGGAAGGCGUGGAGAUGCAGGGAACUUGCAUUGGAGAAGGCAUUUGGAUCGGUCUCUGGCAGUUUUGCAUUGCUCCCUUCUUAUUUGGUAAACCUACAGAACUCUAACCCUGGGACGGUUUGCAAAACUGAGUUCGGACUGGACAAAAAUGGUUGUCAACGAUUCAAGUACCUAUUCAUAUCGUUUGCUGCUUCUAUUGCUGGACUCCCAUACUUACGGCCAGUGGUGAUUAUUGAUGGGACUCAUCUGGUAGGCAGAUAUGGGGGCUGUCUCAUAUGUGCUAGUGCUCAAGAUGGGAACUUUCAGAUCUAUCCAAUUGCAUAUGCUGUUGUGGACAGCGAGAAUGAUGCAUCUUACGAAUGGUUUUUCAAUUGCUUGAACACUAUCAUUCCCAAUGAUCGUGAUGUUAUGUUUGUUUCAGACAGACACGGGAGCAUCUACUCUGGACUCAAAAAGGUGUACCCUGAUGCCGGUCAUGGGGCAUGUCUGGUUCACUUAGCAAGGAACAUAACCGCACAGUUUAAAGAAAGUCGGCUACCUGGUCUGAUGGUCAGAGCUGCAAAAGCAUAUACCGUGUACGAGUUUCAGCAGAUAUUUGCAGAUCUCCAAAGUGUAAGUCCUAGCUGUGCCAAGUACUUACUUGAUUUAGGGUUACCACACUGGACAAGGGCAUACUGCAUUGGCGAACGGUACAACGUAAUGACCACAAACGUUGCUGAAUCUCUCAACAAAGUCUUGAAAGAGUGUAGGGAAUUUCCAUUAAUCUCAAUGCUUGAGGCCAUACGGAUGAGUCUAAUCAGCUGGUUCAUACGGAGAAAAGCUGCAUCCGCCGCAGAGCAACAUUCUAUCAAUCAGAAAGUCUGUGACCUGAUGGACGAGAACUACCAUGAUUCCACCGAGUUAAAGGUGGUUGUGGUCGGAGAGGAUGAGUACGAAGUUUACAACAGACAGGGGGAAAGGUUCGAAGUGAACCUUGGUUUAAAGACGUGCAGCUGCAGGGAAUUUCAAAUGCUUCUCAUACCAUGCCGCCAUGCAAUGACAGCUUCUUCGUUGAGCAAAAUUGAGUUAGAUAAGCUCGUAGGGGAGGUGUAUACCACAAGGUACCGACGAUCCCUUUACGAAGGAGCUUUCCAUCCAGUACGAACUCCUGUAAGUUCUGGUGGGACCGAACUACUACCACCAUUGAUGCGCCGUCCCCCAGGGCGACCAAGGAAAACAAGGAUCCCAUCGCGUGGAGAGUUUAAGAGGCGUUCGAGGAAGGCAGCGAGGGUUUGCAGCAGAUGUCUUGGAAAGGGACACAACAAAGCUUCAUGCAAACUAUCGGUGCAUGAAAGUUAA